AUGGGACCUCCUCUGCUCACAGUCCAGAGCUCCAGGAAGGAUGGGGAGGAUCCCCUGCCCUGUGUCUGCCCCAAGUCCCACCUCACGAGUGGGCUGAGGACAAUCGCGGAGCUGCUGAACACGGGGGCCGUGUGCGGGGUCCCCACAGACACCGUGUAUGCCCUGGCAGCCUCCUGCAAGCACCCUCAGGCCAUCGAGAAGGUUUACAGGAUCAAGGACAGACCUCAAGAGAAGCCCAUCUGCAUCUUUAUUUCCAACCUGGAGCAGUUACGAGCAGCUGCCCCGCCCAUCAGCCCCCUGCUCUGGGAAUUCAUGGAAAACGUUUAUCCUGGUGGCAUUGGCUGCAUUAUCCAGAAGGGAGAGUGGCUGAAGAAGUUGGGGGUCGGAGCAGGAUACAGCAGGGUGGGAACCCAGGACAGCAUCAUGAUCCGAGUCCCUGACCUGACAGUCCUGGUGCACCUCAUUGACAUGACUGGACCCUUGGCCAUCACCUCGGCCAACCCCAGCGGGGAGGUGGACAGCACCCACCACGACAUGGUCAUCUCGCGCCUUGGCCAUAAGCUGGAGGGUGUUCUGUGUGAUGGAGAGUCUGACGAGGUGGUGGCGUCCACUGUGGUCAACUGCACAAAGAUUGAUGAAAGUGGCAUCACCAUCGUGCGGGAAGGCUGCGUCCCAGCUGGAAAAGUCAUGCAGAUCUUUGAAAAUGUGAAGAACAGAGUGGUCUGAACCAAAGGAACCUUCCCUCAGCAAAGGAACAGAGAGUCUGCUCUCCCUAAAAACAGGAGAUGUCCCAUUUUUGGCUGGAGCACAUAGCCUUGGGAGAGACAUUCCUUCUCUGAUCCACUCUUACCUCCUUAGGAAUGGCAGCACUUCCCCAGCUGGGGCCUCUCCUGGGACCUUUC
Serinus canaria (Common canary) is the source of this 902-nucleotide messenger RNA. Its product is annotated as threonylcarbamoyl-AMP synthase-like. Gene Ontology annotation, cellular component: cytoplasm. The coding region runs from base 1 to 726 and encodes 241 amino acids. The record is from RefSeq and is a predicted model, not a curated record. Gene Ontology annotation, molecular function: double-stranded RNA binding; tRNA binding; nucleotidyltransferase activity. Gene Ontology annotation, biological process: regulation of translational fidelity. The transcript is spliced from 6 exons. Lineage: Eukaryota; Metazoa; Chordata; Aves; Passeriformes; Fringillidae.